Molecule: messenger RNA, 705 nt
Organism: Didymodactylos carnosus
Lineage: Eukaryota; Metazoa; Rotifera; Eurotatoria; Philodinida; Philodinidae
Source: the annotation of a GenBank genome assembly
AUGGGCAAAGUGAAAUUUUCGCGGCAAGAUGCUCUGUAUAAACUAGCAUCUGACAUAGUAAAAAAAAUCCUGAAUGGUGAGUAUGAAAUUGAAAUAUCGUACAAGAUAGCGGGAUACAAUGCUGUUCGAACCGAUGGUACUGGAUUUGAAGCUGAAACUUUUGAUAUGCACCUGAAGAAUAGCAGUGAGAAAUUCACAAAACAACUGAAUGGAGAAGCUAUUGUACGAACAAUUGACUCUCAAACGGGAGUGUCAAUUCAUAGCGAUCUAUCUUCCACAAAUGGGAAUCCAAUUGGUACUAUUAUUCUGUACACUGGACAAGAUUUACCGAGUUCAAAGUGGUUAAGAUGCAACGGGAUGAAAGGUGGUCGACAGUACCACACGAUGGCCGUUAAUGAGCUACCACCACACUCACAUGACACAGGAACUUUAACAAUUAUGGAAGGAGGGUCACACAGUCACAGCUAUACGGAUCUAGGACACAACCAUGGCGGUCGCACCGGAGGAGCGGCUUUUGGAGCUGGUACCUGGGGUUUUCAUGGAAGCCCAGGUACUGGUGUUGUUAUGGCCGAUGACAAUGAUUUAGAUCAUUGCCGUUGUUUUCGAAGUUCAUUUCUAGCUUUCACCUUUUUGGAGAGAUCAUUGCACACUCUGUUUCUCGUAUGUGUCGAUAAUAUAGUGACAACUGAAAUAUGUCGAGGAUAG